This is a messenger RNA of Corvus hawaiiensis (hawaiian crow), 5008 nucleotides long. It is a transcript of the gene KCNH6, whose product is annotated as potassium voltage-gated channel subfamily H member 6. Gene Ontology annotation, molecular function: inward rectifier potassium channel activity. Lineage: Eukaryota; Metazoa; Chordata; Aves; Passeriformes; Corvidae. The record is from RefSeq and is a predicted model, not a curated record. Bases 1216 to 3924 code for a protein of 902 amino acids. Gene Ontology annotation, biological process: potassium ion transmembrane transport; membrane repolarization during action potential; regulation of ventricular cardiac muscle cell membrane repolarization. Gene Ontology annotation, cellular component: membrane. The transcript has 11 exons.
GAGGCAUGUGUCCCAGUCCCCCCCAGACUGCCCCACUGGGCAGGAGGGUGCUGGGGACAGGGAUGGGAAUCUGAGCUGUGUCAGGAUAUGUGCUGGGAGUGACACUGGGUCACUGCCAGCCUGCAGCCAGCACCAUGGGCCUGAUCCUGCCCAGCCCCUUGUGCUUGAGGCUCUCCUGGUGAUACUGGAGUGGCCCCCACCCCAGUGCCCUUAUCCCCAGCAUUGAGCAAGGGACAGGGAAGGUGAUGGGUGCUGGGCACCAUGGGGCACAAGCAAUGGCCUGGGUUAGCCAGGGCCACAGGAGCCUCCCCCCUCUGUCACCCACAGCCCAUACACACUCGGCUCCCUCCUCCUCCUCCUCCCUCCUGCACUCCCUCGCUCGCUGCCAGCACCCAGCACCCCGCUGCCAGCACCCAGCACCCCGCACCAUGAGCUUGCGGCUGCAGCUGAAGCCGGUAAGUGCAGGAGGAAGGGGACAAGGGAAGGGGCACCCAGGAGGAUCACCAUGGGGAACACUGGCACUGCCACCUGCAGAGACUCCCAGGCCACCCAAGGGUGACCUUGCCAUCCCUUAGGGGCAGAGAGGAACAAGGGUGCUGCUGCUCCCUAGCUCUGUGUUGGUUUGGAUGCUCUUCUGGGGGUUGUUUUUUCACCCUUUUCUGCCUCAGAUCUUUGGGAUUGUGUUUUUUUAUUCAUUUCUGCCUGGAAAGCAAGAGGGCUUAACCUGUUCUUGCUUCUGCCACAAGAGCUAGGUGCCAGGAAUAGGGAUGAGGCGCAGGGCAGGUGCCCCAGCAUAGGGAACAGUAUUUGGUGGCCCAAAUUCAGGACUGGCCUCCCAGAGCUGCCUGCAGCCAGGCAGAACAAGCAUUCAGCUGCUGAGCGUGGGAGCGUUGCUGGUUUUCCCAGGCACGAGGCGAAGGAGCCCAUCUCAGGUCUUCUAGGUGCAUCUUGGUUUUGGGAAUCAAGCAUUUUACUGGUGUUGUCUUGUCCCCUUCCCCACCAUCCCCACGGGAGCCAGUCCCCAAGCCCAACUGGUGCCUCAUUCCCUCCACAACGAUUGCGUUUGGGUCACUUUUUCCAAUCCCUCCCCUCGCCAUCCACCAACGACGUCGACAGCUCCCGCUGCUCCAUUGGCGCUCUCGUCCCCACGGGGGCCCCAGCAUCGAUUAGGUUUGAUUAAUCCACGCUGGGCUCCUGAAUGCCCUUCGCAGCCGCAUGUCUCCCACCCGCCUGGCUGAGUGCCUGCGUGCCUGCGUGGGCGAUGCCACGGCCCGAGCGCUGCGCCCGCCGUGCCGGACGCUGCCUGGGCGUGUGGGGCUGGGGGCCCCCAUGGUGGACACCCGGACUUCAAGGGUCAGCUGCCGCCUGGGGCGCCGGGCGAGCUGCAGGCAGGUGCUGUCCCUGGGUGCUGAUGUCCUUCCCGAGUACAAGCUGCAGGCGCCACGCAUCCACCGAUGGACCAUCCUGCACUACAGCCCCUUCAAGGCCGUGUGGGACUGGCUCAUCCUCCUGCUGGUCAUCUACACAGCGGUCUUCACCCCCUACUCGGCUGCCUUCCUGCUCAACGAGGAGCAGGUGGAGGAGAAGCGCUGGGACUGCAGCUACACCUGUGACCCACUCAACAUCAUUGACCUCAUCGUGGACAUCAUGUUCAUCGUGGACAUUGUCAUCAACUUCCGCACCACCUACGUCAACAUCAACGAUGAGGUGGUGAGCCACCCCGGCAAGAUCGCCAUUCAUUACUUCAAGGGGUGGUUCCUCAUUGACAUGGUGGCUGCCAUCCCCUUUGACCUGCUCAUCUUCCGCUCUGGCUCUGAUGAGACCACCACCCUCAUUGGCCUCCUGAAGACUGCCCGGUUGCUGCGCCUGGUGCGCGUGGCCCGUAAGCUGGACCGGUACUCGGAGUACGGGGCAGCCGUGCUCUUCCUGCUCAUGUGCACGUUCGCCCUCAUCGCCCACUGGCUGGCCUGCAUCUGGUACGCCAUCGGCAACGUGGAGCGGCCUUACAUGGAGCACAAGAUCGGCUGGCUGGACAACCUGGGCGACCAGAUCGGCAAGCGCUACAAUGACAGCGACCUCUCCUCUGGCCCGUCCAUCAAGGAUAAAUACGUCACUGCCCUGUACUUCACCUUCAGCAGCCUCACCAGUGUGGGCUUCGGCAAUGUCUCGCCCAACACCAACUCCGAGAAGAUCUUCUCCAUCUGUGUCAUGCUCAUUGGCUCUCUGAUGUAUGCCAGUAUCUUUGGCAACGUCUCAGCCAUCAUCCAGCGCCUCUACUCAGGCACAGCCCGCUACCACACGCAGAUGCUGCGGGUCAAGGAGUUCAUCCGCUUCCACCAGAUCCCCAACCCCCUGCGCCAGCGCCUGGAGGAGUAUUUCCAGCACGCCUGGUCCUACACCAAUGGCAUCGACAUGAACGCAGUGCUGAAGGGCUUCCCUGACUGCCUGCAGGCUGACAUCUGCCUGCACCUGAACCGCACGCUGCUGCAGAACUGCAAAGCGUUCCGGGGAGCCAGCAAAGGCUGCCUGCGCGCCCUGGCCAUGAAGUUCAAGACGACUCAUGCACCGCCUGGAGACACCCUGGUGCACUAUGGAGAUGUCCUCACCACACUCUACUUCAUCUCCCGGGGUUCCAUUGAGAUCCUCCGGGAAGACAUUGUGGUGGCCAUCUUAGGGAAGAAUGACAUCUUUGGGGAGCCCAUCAGCCUCUACGCCCGCCCAGGGAAGUCCAACGCUGAUGUGAGGGCCCUGACCUACUGCGACUUGCACAAGAUUCAGCGCGAAGACCUGCUGGAGGUCUUGGACAUGUACCCAGCCUUCUCUGACAACUUCUGGAGCAACUUAGAGAUCACCUUCAACCUACGAGAUGCAGACAGCGUUCCCCGCUCACCCCUCAGCGAGGAGUAUGACUGCACCUACCGCCGGACUCGCCAACGCAAGCACUCCCUUUGCCAGCCCAGCAAGCCUGACCGAGACACGGGCAUCUCUGAUGCAGAGCAGUAUCACACCUACUCCGAGCUCACCAACCCGCAGAACCCGCUCAGUAAGGACCGGUGGGACGACAUGGGCAGCAGCACCUCUCCCUGCUCCCAGGCUAGUGAUGACGAGGCUAAGACUGGCAGCCCUGUGAAAGCUGAGCCCUUUCCCACACCCAAAAAGGAUGACUUUGCUCUGCCUUCGCUCAGCCUCAUCACCACCAGCGCCGGCAACACGGAGAUCGGCAAGCAGGCGGCAGAGAGCAGCCAGUCCUACACAGCCACUCCCCUGGAUAUUCCCAACAUGUUCACCUUCUGGGAGGACCGGAGGCCGGCCCACCCUGCGGAGCCUUUGCAGCACAUCUCACUGGUGCACAGCUCACAGGACGUGCCCCUGCACAGUGACUACAGGCCAGGGCAGAUCGAGUCCAGGCUGGAGCUCCUGCAGGCCCAGCUCAGCAGGCUGGAGUCCAGGAUGUCGUCAGAUAUUAAUAUAAUCCUCCAGCUCCUGCAGCGCCAGCUGUCCCAAGUGCCACCCGCGUACAGCCCCAUCUCACCGACCUCCCACAGCCUGGCCAUGUACGGCAUCGUCCCGCGGAGCCUGGAGCCGCUCACGCCCUGUGCGCCUCUGGAGGACCAGGAGCCGGCGACCCAGGAGCAGCGCCCGAGCUACACGGAGGUAGAAAAGUUCCACUUGAAAUCCAGGGACUCCUUGUCAAGCGGGAUGCAGCUCUCUGAGUCAUCCGACAAAACCAUGACAGUCUACUCUGAGCAGGAGCACCACUCCCCACCUCUCCCGAGCCCAGAGCCUCCCCACCAAAGGGCACCAAAUACCCAUGGACUCUUGCGGGGCUCUCGUUUCCCUUCCCUCCCUGAGCACUUGGAGGUAUCUUCCGAGCACCAGGACAUUCAGAGACACCUCUCCGACCCCAUGCUUCCUGGAAGUUAGAGACAUGGGGGCUGCGGGGGGAGUCAAGAGGAACCUCAACUGCAAGCCCGGUCAGUUGAUGUUGAUUUUGACUGCAAGGGUAAGACAUUGGACAAUGCCAUUGGCUCAGGGGUAUAAUUUGUAGCUAUCUUCUGCCAGCUUGACAGGAAGUAUAGAGUGGCUGGCUUCCAAGGUCAACAUUUUCCAGCGGUUCCCAUAGAGUAGAUUUCAUUUGCACAUAAGAGCAAACCUAGAACAGUUCUUACAGCCACCAUCGAGCUGGUUAGGCCAUGUGGUUCCCACCCCCCCUCCUUGCCAAGGCUUCCUCUCGAGAAGGGCAUGAGCCAAGCGAGCCACAGCGACCACAGGAGAGCAGAUCUACAGCUCUGGGCUGCGAGGCCGCUUUGCUGGAGAUCUCUGGAGCAGGGACCAUUGUGUUGGUACGAGGCUUGGCCCAGCAGAGCCGCAGGUGUUACAGAAAGGGUGGUCACCAGAGGAGGAGUGGGAGAUCUCCACGGUGUGGUCCAGGGGAAACUCCACGGUGUGGUCCAGGGGAAACCACAGGUGGGAAGCCCAGGACAAGGACAGAGGACAGAAGCUUGUCCUACUUGAUUGCCACUGAGUAGUGAAGGGCCAACAGCCCCUGCCACCUCAGCCUGCUUCAGCACAGGUCCCAGGGCACUGACUUCUCCAGCAAGGCUGGUCACGCCUUGCAAACCCCAACACGCAUCCCACAACUCCCCAGGUCAAUCCAACUGGUCACCAGCCUGGGCAUAAAGCACAAAACUCAAAAGCACAAUCCCAGAAAGCUGAAAAGCCCCAGAUACCUUGUGUCCAGCCCUCCCUCCCCGCUUUUCUCUUUUGAUAAAGGUUCAAUAGGUGCUUCCUCCUGCCCACCUCUUCUCCCAGCAGACUCCCGCAGCAUUCCCAUAGGAGAAGCCCACGUAGCACUGCUGCCUCGCCGCUCAGGUAGAUGCUGUGACAGUCCUAGGCCACCAGCUCAAGUAAUAUAUCGAGCUCCCUUUGAGAGUAGUCAAACUGUGAGCAUCUCUUUCUCUGGAGUUUUAGUGUACACUUUGCUAAUAAAGAUGUUUUUGGCACCUGA